Trachemys scripta elegans is the source of this 2179-nucleotide messenger RNA. RefSeq names its product apolipoprotein A5 (gene APOA5). Gene Ontology annotation, molecular function: phosphatidylcholine-sterol O-acyltransferase activator activity; cholesterol binding; phospholipid binding. Gene Ontology annotation, biological process: lipoprotein metabolic process; reverse cholesterol transport; very-low-density lipoprotein particle remodeling. The transcript has 6 exons. The record is from RefSeq and is a predicted model, not a curated record. NCBI's taxonomy places the organism in Eukaryota, Metazoa, Chordata, Testudines, Emydidae. Bases 515 to 1612 code for a protein of 365 amino acids. Gene Ontology annotation, cellular component: extracellular region; chylomicron; high-density lipoprotein particle.
UAGCAACCUGAGCCCAGUGGAAGCGUAUAGAUAACGUAUAGAUCUUAGUAGCAGUGCACGGUCUAGAAGUCAGCUUGGAGAUCGAAGCACCUGUACAGUCUAUGCUGCACAGAGCCCCAGGGCUCUGCAUCUGGUUGUAUGAGUGAAGCUCAGGAUUGGCAGCUCACACUUGGUUGCGCAGCUGUGGAACCCAGUGGCAGAACUAUCAAGCCAGGCAAACAGAUAGUGCUGUUUGUCUUGGUGUAUGAGACUGGGAUACAAAGGUCAGCCCCGAAUCCAGCUUCACCCGAAUCCAGAGACCUGGGCAGCGCGACCAGCAAGGCCUCUCUUAUCACUGGUAAUAUACCAUCUUAUCCAUCAAGAAGAGAAAGAUGCGUGUGGGACCUCUUGUCACCUGAGCACUUCUGCCUAAUACUGCUCCAUAUAUAAAGUGAGCAGCGUGAUCCAGGGUCCAACUCACAGAGGACAGCAGGUGAACAGCAGCUAGAGUCCCAGCCCAGUGACCAGACUGACCAUGUCUCACAAAGCUGCACUUCUGGCUUUGCUCCUGGCCACCGUCUCAGCUGCUCAGGCUGAACGGGCGAGGAAUGGGUUCUGGGAUUACCUCAGCCAGCUCACUCAUGACAAGGACAGUAUGGCACAUACCCAAAGCAUGAAGCUGGACCAAGAGAUCAAAAAAGUGAAAGAAAGUAUCCAAGAAGGAGUUAACUACAUGGGAAAUCUCCUUGAGAAACUGGCCCCACUCAACAGAGGACUUCAGCCCCGGUUCUACCAAGACUCCGACAGCCUGCGAAGGCUCAUCAGGAAGGAGCUGGAAGGCCUGAGGGUGAAACUGUCUCCUUAUGUGGAUGAGGUGCACCAAAAAAUCAGCAAGAACCUGGAAGUGCUUCGCUUCCAGCUGACCCCAUUCACCCAAGAGCUCCUGGACCAGGUCAUGCUGAAAGCUAGGGAGCUCCAGCAGCACCUCACCCCCACUCGAGACGUGAAGGCCCAGUUUCUGGAAGGCGUAGAUGAGGUUCAGAGGUUUGUGUCUCAGUAUGCCAAUAAAAUAGCCUUUCAUACUGACCAAGUGAAGGAGGUCUUCCAUCCGUACGCUGCCAGACUGGUGACGGAGAUCCACCGCAACGUGGAAGAGCUCCAUAGAAACGUCAUCCCACACACCAAAGUCAGCCCGGAAAAACUCAAUCAGUACAUCCAGGAGCUCUCUGAGAAGCUGACCCAGAAUGCCAGGGAUCUCCACCAGAAGAUCCAGAGGAAUCUGAACCACCUCAAGGAGCAGCUGCGCCUUUACCCCAGUGGCCUCCGGGAGCACAUUGCUGGCACUACUGUAGACCCUCCCUGGGCUGUGGACCCCUACAUGGAGGGGCUGGCUCAGGAAGUGCAGCAGAGAAUUGAGGAGUUCAGAAGGGACACGUUCCUCCAGAUAGACGACUUCACCAGAACCAUUGACCGGGAGACAGAAGAAAUGAAGUUCAAACUGUCUCCACUGUCCUCAUACUCAGAGGAGUUUCAGGACAGCUCAGCACCUCUGGAGGAUUUGCAUGUCCGGCUUGACUCUCUGUGGAAGGAUAUUUCCCAGAGUUUGAAUGAGAAAAGCAGUGAUUUACAAUGAAAUCCUGUACCUGUGUAUAGAGAGGGGUGUGCGUGAGUGUGUGUGUGUGCUCGUGCGCAUGCUUAAACCAUGCUAGUGGAAAAGAAAAACUGUCAAGAGGUCAUGUCCUACUCUACUGCACUGUUGGCUAAGGACACUUGUGGCCAUGACUUGGACAACUAUAACAUGCCAUCAACAUGGCUUCUCGUGCCACAUAAGUACAGCUCUUUUGUCUAGCUGCAGUGCUAGUCCAGAGUUCUCAAAUCUGACGGGUGUUCAGCCAGCCCCUCCCUCACUGCCUGGCAGGCCCCUGCGGCUGAAAAAACACGGCAACCUGCUCUCUCUUAGAAAGAUAAAGCCACAAAGUCACCUUCUGUCAGAAGGAUACAAUUUUGUGACUCCGUAUUGAAUCAUGCCAUUUUACUAAAAUAAUUCCACAAACUAGCAUUGCUGUGGUCUUUUGAAAGCCAAAUGGGAAGAGUGCUUAUCUCAGCAGCAGGAAAAAGGGAAUAAGUACCAUACCUGUAAUUACCUAUAGCAGUGAUUCUCAAACUUCAGUGCACCAUGACCCCCCCCCCCGCCUUCUGA